AUGCCUUCUCCAUACAAGACGGCUCUCAUCACUGGCGCCACGUCCGGGACCGGCUAUGCUUUAGCAGAGCGUCUGGUCGCGAACGGUGUCUUUGUUAUUGCAGCAGGUCGCCGCGCAGAUCGCCUGGAGAAAAUCCUCUCCAAGCAUGGAAGCUCAAAAGUUGCCACCGAAGUCUACGAUGUCUCUAAUAUCGACGGCAUGGAAUCAUGGAUCGAAGAGUUAUUCCUCUCCACGCCGACUGCCGUCAUACUCGUGACCUCGGGCCUGGCCAUCGUGUCCAUGUCCCGCUGCGCAGACUACUGCGCCAGCAAAGCCGCACUUCGAUCGCUGACCUGGAGUCUGCGCGCUCAGCUCGCCGAUCGCGGGCCUCACACCGAGAGCAUCCGCGUCAUUGAGAUCGUUCCGCCUGCUGUCAAGACCGAGCUGCAUACGCGGCAGGCGGACAUGGUCGCAGCGGGACGGGCUGGUGUGGGUAUGCCGCUGGAGCAGUUCAUUGACGAGACAUAG
Molecule: messenger RNA, 507 nt
Organism: Colletotrichum lupini
Lineage: Eukaryota; Fungi; Ascomycota; Sordariomycetes; Glomerellales; Glomerellaceae
Product: short-chain dehydrogenase
Exons: 2
Coding region: 1-507 (168 amino acids)
Molecular function (GO): oxidoreductase activity
Source: RefSeq, a predicted model, not a curated record